GCAGAGUCAUGACAGUCACGGUCGUUAAUAUUUCCUUCAUACGAGCCUCUGGGUCUGUCGUUAUAUACGUCCGCUGCAAGUAGCCGUUUCAUUGAGCCCCACCAGGCACCAUGGCGUUCGUGUACAUCGUCCUCGUUCUCACUGCGCUGACAGGGAAUGUGGUUGUAGAAGCAGCAGAAACUCCUGCGUCACAGGCUCAUUUUAUGGUUCAAGUCAAAGCUGCAAUAUCCGGUUCCACCAGCCUUCGUCUUUGCGGCGGUGCCCUGCUGUCCACCACGCAUGUUGUCACGGCAGCUGCCUGCGUUCUCGACGAUGCCUCGACCGUGAAGGUGUACUCUGGCACGGCGACGCUGUGGGCCACCGGCGAGAACGGGACGGAGCACAGCGUGAGUGCGCUGCGCAAGCACCCGUCCUUCAGUAGCACGAACGGCGCCUUAGGCAUUUCCUACUACUUCGACGUGGCCGUGUUGCGGCUCGCCACCCCCGUGACCUUGAACGGGCUGGCCAGCAGCAUUAGUGUGGCGGGCAGCAGGCCGGCUGUGGGCAGCACCCUCUCGCUGGCCGGCUGGGGCGUGUACUUCUUCGGCAAUCCUCCGGAACCCACCGAGACCUCCCGCCUGGAGGUUGACAGCGUGACCGUGAUGGCGAGCGACCAGUGCAGCACCAAGGUCCUCACGCCCAUCCCAGCGGGACUGAUUUGUCUGGCGAAAACCCCCGACAUGGGUCAGUCAGGCAGCGCGGCGUUCGCGGGCGGCUUGCUGUACGCUCUCAUGUCCUGGGGAGGCUCCGUCGCCACCGACCUCACGAAUGCAGAAGUCAGCAGCUUCAUCGCGACCACCGUAAAAUCGUUAUGAGCCCGUGCAGUCUGACUCUUUAGCAGAUGCUUCCUUUACACUUCAUUUCCUUUCCAGAAAAUAAACAUUACUCAGACUAAACCAUAUAA
Thrips palmi is the source of this 943-nucleotide messenger RNA. Its product is annotated as trypsin delta-like. Gene Ontology annotation, biological process: proteolysis. The record is from RefSeq and is a predicted model, not a curated record. Gene Ontology annotation, molecular function: serine-type endopeptidase activity. Bases 111 to 854 code for a protein of 247 amino acids. The transcript has 6 exons. NCBI's taxonomy places the organism in Eukaryota, Metazoa, Arthropoda, Insecta, Thysanoptera, Thripidae.